Eurytemora carolleeae is the source of this 709-nucleotide messenger RNA. RefSeq lists its product as uncharacterized. The transcript has 2 exons. The record is from RefSeq and is a predicted model, not a curated record. Lineage: Eukaryota; Metazoa; Arthropoda; Copepoda; Calanoida; Temoridae. Bases 138 to 569 code for a protein of 143 amino acids.
UCAUUGAUGAAUUUGUCAGUGAGGCUGGCAACUCUACAAUCAGUUCAUUCUACUGGCUUGAUAAUGAAUUGAUACACAUUUGCAAAACUAUUAUUUUACAUGAAUCAGAGGAGAUCAAGAUUAUUCAUUCCUAUGGAAUGGGCCGGGGAACAGAUCCUAAAAAUAUGAAGCUGUAUAUUCAUGAAACUGGAUUAUUUGGGUCUGGAUAUGAGGUCAAAUUCCAGACGGAAUGGUAUGAAGGAAACACAGUUGUUCUUUUAGACCUAGAACAGAUUAUAAAUAUACCUGAUCCAAGUGUGUGCAAUCAAGUAUAUCUGUUUGACAAAUGCAAGCAGAGAUAUAUUUCAGAAGAGUUUAAAGCAGGGGAAGGUUGCUCUCUAAAGCUACCAAGAAGUGCUGUUGACCAAGAAAUAAAGAUCUGUGAUGCCAGUGACAACAAUGUGACAAAUGGUUUUAAAACUGUAUCCAAGCAGUUUAAGAGGAACACCAACUCAUGUCUCCUUCCUUGCAGUCUGAGCUUGAUUGGCUUUAAAUUAUUUUCAUAUGAAGAUGCAGUAAGUAACAUUUAAUUUAAAAUUCUAACAAGUGAACACAGUGGGCACCAGGUAAUAUAUACCAGCAAAUAUACUUGGAAGUACAACAGAUUUCCAAAAUUUAUCACCAGUAUUGAAUAUUUUUUCUUGAUACUAAAAGUUGAAAUGUCACCAGU